This is a messenger RNA of Pecten maximus, 2511 nucleotides long. RefSeq names its product sulfotransferase family cytosolic 1B member 1-like. The coding region runs from base 495 to 1379 and encodes 294 amino acids. The record is from RefSeq and is a predicted model, not a curated record. Gene Ontology annotation, cellular component: cytoplasm. The transcript has 6 exons. Gene Ontology annotation, molecular function: sulfotransferase activity. Lineage: Eukaryota; Metazoa; Mollusca; Bivalvia; Pectinida; Pectinidae. Gene Ontology annotation, biological process: sulfation.
AAAAACGAUGCGAAAAAGCUCAAAUCAGACAGUCUACAUGUUUCACAUGCAUAUAAAGGACCGUUUUUAUGAUGGAACUUAUCAGUAAAACACUUUAUUUAUUAUUUGAACAAAAACAAGCCUGGCACGACAUAGAUAAACACUAAUACAAUGAUAUUAAAUUUGUCUUCACAAAACAAAAAUAUUUUAGAUCAGCUCUCUGAAUUCUGUAGAUUUUAAUUAUGUACCAAUUAUAAACUAGGUCAUUUUAACUAAUUCGAAUAAUAAUAUAUUGAAAUUUCUGUUUUCAAUAUUUCUGUAACUACCCCUUAGCAAAUAUACUACAUCAAAGCAUUAGCGGAGGGGUUCAUCAUUGAUAACAAACCGUUUGGUUAUUCCACAAAUCUUCCUCGGCAGAACACUGGAGUACCUUAAAAUCGAUUACUGUGUUGACCUCACAUCGUUAAGUAUAUAUCACUAACAUAUAUACACCCCGUUUUAUAUAUAGGGGCGCCAUGCCGGUUGUACGGGUGCCUGACGAAAGUGGGAACACACUGACACUACUAGAGGUAGAUGGAACCUACAGGGCCGGGAAUAGCUCCGUACCCGAUCACGAAAACGAAAUCAGGUCAAUACCCACGUGGCAAGCACGUGACGAUGAUGUACUUAUUUGCGCCUAUCCUAAAUCCGGAACACAUUGGCUAUGGGAGGUGACGUCAAUGUUGACGAGGAAUAAGGCUGAGAGAAUCCCUGGCGUGAAAGAGUCGGCCAUGUUAGAACUUAUACAACAGUCCCGGUUUGACAACCUUCCGUCUCCACGAGUUGUCAACACGCAUGUCCAGUACGGACAGGUGCCUAAGGACAUGCUCGAUCGGAGAUGUAAAAUACUGUACAUGAUCCGGAACCCAAAGGAUGUGUCCGUUUCCUUUUAUAAUCACCACGUCAACCUUCUGGAUUACGAAUUCACGGGAUCAUGGGAACAUUAUCUGCCCAGAUUUCUCCGAGGAGAUGUGGACUGUGGCAGCUGGUUCGACUUUACCCUCAGCUGGGAGAAUUUCAUCCUUCAAAUUCCAGACUAUCCUAUCCUUGUUAUUUACUACGAAGAUAUGAAAUCGAAUCCUGUACUGGAGAUUGAGCGGAUAGCGACGUUUUUGGAGGUCCCAUAUGAUGACGUCUUUAUACAGAGCAUUGCCCAACUAUGCGAUUUCAACACAAUGAAGUCGGACAAGGAGCCGUUGGAGGAUGCAGACGAUUGGAGAGGGGGCAAACCCGAUAUGUAUCGAAGAGGAGAAGUUGGCGAUUGGAAAAACUGGUUUAUUGUUGGACAAAAUGAUCUUUUCGAUACAGUUUACUUUGAACGAAUGCAAAACUCAAAAACGAAUUUGCGGUUUUCCCUUUAGACGAUAAACCUUUCGUUUGACAAAUUGCAGAUCAACUGGCCAUCCGCGUGCCUGACACAUCGUCCAAUACCAUAUGACAAAUAGCAGAUCAAAUGGCCAUCCGCGUGCCUGAUACAUCGUCCAAUACCAUAUGACAAAUAGCAGAUCAAAUGGCCAUCCGCGUGCCUGACACAUCGUCCAAUACCAUAUGACAAAUAGCAGAUCAAAUGGCCAUCCGCGUGCCUGAUACAUCGUCCAAUACCAUAUGACAAAUAGCAGAUCAAAUGGCCAUCCGCGUGCCUGACACAUCGUCCAAUAUCAUAUGACAAAUUGCAGAUCAACUGGCCAUCCGCGUGCCUGACACAUCGUCCAAUAUCAUAUGGCAAAUUGCAGAUCAACUGGCCAUCCGCGUGCCUGACACAUCGUCCUAUAUCAUAUGGCAAAUUGCAGAUCAACUGGCCAUCCGCGUGCCUGACACAUCGUCCAAUAUCGUAUGACAAAUUGCAGAUCAACUGGCCAUCCGCAUGCCUGACACAUCGUCCAAUAUCAUAGUACAAAUUGCAGAUCAACUGGCCAUCCGCGUACCCGACACAACGUCCAAUAUUGUAUGACACGUGGUAGGUCACCUGGCCUCGUUACACGUACAUUGUACAUGUAUGUCACUCAAUGGAUAUCACUACGUCAUCUGGUUGAGGACGCCUGCUUAGCAGGCCAGAAGUGCGAAGUUGCUGACAGUUUCAACACUGGUCAACGGUUCUACUGUUGGAAAUGAGGCAUGCUGUACUCGUAAUGGACGCGCCGUAUCAGCAGAACCGAACAGGCGAAUAUUCAAUUGCGAUGAAAUCGUAUAAAUUAUGUAUGUCAAUGUUGCUCAUGCGUAAGUUGUAAAAAGGGGAUAUAAUGGGAUUUAUGUUUGAGGCGUAUAUUUUAUAGAGAUGACCGCCUUCCUUGGAACUUACUCAGUAUUCAAUUGCGUUCCAUUAUAAUAUACCUGUUUGUGCAACACAUUCGAACUCGAGUUCCAAAGAUGUUGGUGGUAAUGUGACGUCAUUACCUAUACGUCACGUGGUAACGUAGUUUAGAGAUACAUAGUAGCAUGUGUUCCGCCGCUGCUCACCAAUGAUUUCGUAAUAAAUCUACUUAUGAAAUGACA